This is a messenger RNA of Racocetra fulgida, 272 nucleotides long. Lineage: Eukaryota; Fungi; Glomeromycota; Glomeromycetes; Diversisporales; Gigasporaceae. The record is from the annotation of a GenBank genome assembly.
AUGUCCAAAGAAUUUGUCGACAAAUACAUCCAAGAUAUUCCUUUUGAAUUAUGGUCGCUGGAUGGUUUUUCCUCGUGUGCUAUGCUUCAUGAUAAUGAACCUGCAUUUGAGCAGGUUUAUGACACAUUUUAUAGUAAGCUAGACGUGUUGGAAAACCAUCCAGUAGAACCAGAAGUCAGAAGAAAAAUCAAACAACUUCAGAGCGCAAGGAAGGUCAGUUGGAAUCUAAAAAAUUUGGCAUAUAGUCGGAAUGAUGUUAUGUUGGAAACAUG